Momordica charantia (bitter melon) is the source of this 2430-nucleotide messenger RNA. RefSeq names its product cellulose synthase-like protein H1. Gene Ontology annotation, cellular component: membrane. Gene Ontology annotation, biological process: cellulose biosynthetic process. The record is from RefSeq and is a predicted model, not a curated record. Gene Ontology annotation, molecular function: cellulose synthase (UDP-forming) activity. Lineage: Eukaryota; Viridiplantae; Streptophyta; Magnoliopsida; Cucurbitales; Cucurbitaceae.
UCUUCCCCAUGGCCAAUCCCAACCCUCGUCCUCUGUACCGAAAAUUUGCAGUUAGCAGAAUUUUGCAGAGAGCGUUGGAUGUUACCAUUUUGUUCCUCCUGAUUUCGUUGCUCGCUUAUCGCCUCCUCUUCCUCCGCAGCCAUGGCUUCUCUUGGCUCUAUGCGAUUGCCUUCCUCUGCGAGUGCUACUUCACCUUCGCCACCUCCCUCGCCGUCAAUCUCACUUGGUCCCCUGUCGAUUACAAAACCUAUCCGGAUCGGCUCCUCAAACGAAUCGAGGAGCUUCCGCCGGUGGAUUUAUUCGUCACGACGGCGGAUCCAGUGCUGGAGCCGCCGAUAAUCACCGUCAACACGGUGCUCUCUUUGUUAGCAGUCGAUUAUCCGGCGGAUAAACUGGCUUGUUACGUCUCCGACGACGGAUGUUCUCCCCUCACGUUUUAUUCCCUCUCCGAAGCUCUGAAGUUCGCUAAAAUUUGGGUGCCGUUCUGCAAGAAAUAUAAGGUCGGAGUUAGGGCUCCGUUUAGAUACUUCUCCGGUGAUUUAGCCUCUGAUGGAUCAUCGACGGAGUUCCAGUGCGAGUGGAGGAGAAUGAAGGAUGAGUACGAGCAGCUACGGCAGAGGAUUGAUGAAGCGGCAAAAAAUUUUGCAUUUCGCGACAUUGCGGCCGAAUUGGCAGAUAUCGAUAACACAAAACCAAAUAAUCAUGCACCUAUAAUCAAGGUAAUAUGGGAGAACAAGGAAGGCCUUUGGGAUGGAUUGCCUCAUUUAAUUUAUGUCUCGAGAGAGAAGAAGCCCCAACUUCCACACCAUUACAAAGCUGGCGCCAUGAAUGUUUUAACUAGAGUCUCUGGAUUAAUGACCAAUGCCCCUUAUAUGUUGAACGUGGAUUGUGACAUGUUUGUCAAUAACCCCUCCGUUCUUUUACACGGAAUGUGUCUCUUUCUAGACCCAAUGAUGGAUAAAGAGUGUGCAUUUGUUCAAUUUCCUCAAUGCUUUUACAAUGGACCUAAAGAUGAUCCCUUUGGGAACCAAUGGAUUGUGAUCAUGGAGCUCAUUUUUCGUGGAAUGGCAGGAGUUCAAGGGCCUGGCUAUAUGGGAACGGGAUGUAUUCAUCGGCGAAAAGUCUUAUAUGGUCAAUCACAAAAUGAAGCUAACGUUAUUGAGAAACGUUAUGACGAUGAGUUGUAUAAAACAUUUGGAAAUUCAAAAGAUUUCGUAACCUCAGCCACUCGAACUUUGAGAAGCGUCACAGAUAAUUCGAAUUGCCUAUCCAACUCUAUCAAAUCAUCAAGUGAAGUUGCUACUGCUGAUUAUGAACACAAUUCCUGUUGGGGUUCCAAGGUGGGUUGGCAAUAUGGAUCCGUAGUAGAGGAUGUGUUGACUGGAAUGGAGAUCCAUAAAAGAGGAUGGAAAUCUGCAUACAUUACACCAACUCCACCAGCCUUCCUAGGAUGUGCGCCCUCAGGCGGCCCAGUUCCAUUAACCCAUCAAAAGAGAGCGAUGACAGGACUUCUUGAAAUUUUCCUCAGCAGAAGAUGCCCCAUUUUCACUGCUCUCUCUGAUAAGCUCCAAUUUAGACAACGUUUGUUCUAUCUGUGGAUGUUUCUGAUGGGCCUUCGUUCUAUUCCAGAGAUAUGUUACGCUACCCUGCCUGCAUUUUGUCUAAUUGCCAACACUCAUUUUUUGCCCAAGGUACAAGAACCAGUAAUAUGGAUACCUCUUCUGCUUUUCGUCCUUGUCAACUUACAACAACUGUUGGAGUACUUGGAAACGGGCCAAUCCAUAAGAGCCUGGUGGAAUAACCAGCGAAUGGAGAGGAUUAAGACAAUGUGUUCUUCAUUGCUUGGAAUGGUGGCUGUCAUUAUGAAGAUUUUAGGACUAUCGGAGACUGUGUUCGAAGUAACAAAAAAGGAGUCAUCUUCUACCAAUGGCGCCCAGGGUACUGAUGGAGAUUUGGGUCGGCUCACAUUUGAUGAGUCCCCAUUCUUUGUGCCAGGCACAACCAUUUUGAUGAUUCAACUGGCGGCACUUUCAAUUGGUUUGUUAGGAAGGCAGUCAAUUGUGCAAGAGUUUGGGGUGGGGGAGGUGAUAUGCAGUGUGUGGUUGAUUUUGAGCUUCUGGCCAUUUUUGAAGGGGUUGUUUUCCAAGGGAAGGUAUGGGCUUCCAUGGCCCACCUUAUGCAAAUCCAGUGCUUUGGCAUUCUUGUUUGUUGUGUACUGUGUCAAAUGACUAAUAAAGUGAUAUCAAUAGGUUUUGGUCAGUUACUAAAAUGAUGUAUUCAAGCUAGGAUGGUUUUAUGUUUUUUAUCAUCUUUAUGAAGGGUUGAUUCAUAAUAAUAAAACUCCCCAUAUCCACUAUUUGCUAAGUCAGCUGUGAUGACCCAGUGCUUUAGCCAGUAAAAUAUAGUGUCGUCUGGCAGACAAUACCGAGA